CGGGCCCUUCGCGUCGCCGGGCUCGGGAGGCGCCGGAAGCACCGGGAGACGCCACAUGGCGCAGGCGGGGAGCGCUGGCCGGGGGGCCGCGGGGCAGAAGCCCGCGGGCGCGGCCCCGGGGUGCGCGCUUUGGCGCUGGGCCCUGGGGCUGCUGUGGCUGGCGUUGGCCGCCGCGGGCUCCUCCCGGCGCCAGUGGCCCGUGCCCUACAAACGCUUUUCCUUCCGCCCAGAACCAGAUCCUUAUUGUCAAGCUAAAUACACUUUCUGUCCAACCGGCUCACCUAUCCCAAUUAUGAAAGAUGAUGAUGUCAUUGAAGUCUUUCGGUUACAAGCCCCAGUAUGGGAAUUUAAAUAUGGGAAUCUCCUGGGACACCUGAAAAUUAUGCAUGAUGCCAUUGGAUUCAAGAGUACUUUAACUGGCCAGAACUACACAAUGGAAUGGUACGAACUUUUCCAACUUGGAAAUUGCACAUUUCCCCAUCUCCGACCUGAAAUGAAUGCCCCUUUCUGGUGUAAUCAAGGAGCUGCAUGCUUUUUUGAAGGAAUUGAUGAUAUUCACUGGAAGGCAAAUGGGACAUUAGUUCAAGUAGCAACUAUAUCAGAGAGAGCACAAGCAGGGGAAGGGCAGAGAGAGAUGGAGAGAAAAUCCCAAGCAGGUUCCACGCUGUCAGCACGGAGCCCAAGCAUAACUCCCUUCAGUAUUGACCUGUUACAGACUCUGAAUUUUUUCUAAGCUACGUUAUGUCAUUUGUGAAAUGAAGACACCAUGAGAAAACGAGCUGCAAUGUCCCAUCUGGGAGCUACUGUCAGAACCACAUGACCAUGUGCAGGUGGAACUCAGUGACAAAGUGGGGAGAGACGUUGGGGCUGAAAAGUCUGAAAAAGAAGGGGAAUCAACACCUGUUGUGAAUGGAAAGUGAACAGAGAAUACAGAUUUUUCAAGUAAACUUAUUGACUCUAAGAGUUUUUAGACCUAAGCAGUCUGGCCAGAAAACUGCUUAAAACAUGGCUUUUCCUAGGCCUGCAAAUAUAACAGAAAAGGGUUUCUUUCCGGAUUCCCUAACUCCUGCUAUUGUGAUUCUGUUGUUUCUUGUCUUUUUCUUGGUGCACAGUAUGCUUGAGCCAAAAAGCGUGCCAAGGCAUUUCCCUUCUGUACUUUGUCGUAACUUAUUCCUAAGGUUAUGUUCUCUGGUUUUGAGAUGCUUGGGAUAUGAUUAAAUAUAGCAUCCUCAUAAAUGGAGGUAAGUUUUAUCCUUUUGAUUUCUAGAAUGUUGAUUUGAGAUGGCUCAUUCUACUCAAGCAUCUUGUUAGUUUCCUGUUUCCUUUCUUUUCCAUGCCAAUUCACACACUGGAACUGAUCAAUCUGCCAGCUAAGUUAACGGAUACAAAAUGGUAUUCUCUUCAGUUCUCAAGCGUCCGUGAUGUCUCCUCUCUGUGUGACAUUCUGAAGGUUGGCUUCAUUCCUGUGGCCUGUGAUUUUAAAUCCACUGUAAUUACAAUGGCCUCACCACAUUCUCCCCUCCAGGUGUCCUGGAUAUUCCUAGGAACAGCUUCCAUCUCUGCUCCUACUUUGUGUUUCUUGGAAACAUUUAAAGCCAGUUCUGAGCCUGUACCUUCCUUCAGUCUUCUCCCACAGGACUUGGCAUGGGAUGAAGAGGACUGAGGAAGAAGGGAGACACAGCUUCCUAAGUAGAUCCUGAGAGUUAGAUUCUGGGGCUGAGGGGUUGUCUCGGGAGCAGGGUCAUCCCUUUCUGAUGCCUGUUGCCCAACAUCCUCACGGCACAAUGACUUGUUCUGAAGAAAAAGACUGUAUUGCCCUGAAGGUUCUAGAAUCUCUUUUGAACACAGGCAGCCAGUCCCAAUUGGCCCUUUGAGGAUAUAAACAUGCCUUCAGAACACUUCUCUUCUUAAAGCUCAAGAUUUCUUCAUGAAAUAUUAACCCAAGGUAUUCUGCAGGUUCAGAGUGGAUUAGUUCUGCCUGCAACCCUUUUAGCUUGGCUUGGAACCACCAAGAGUGCCCUUAAUGACAACAGAUUACUCCUGCUUUCAAACACAUUGGGGCAAUUAAAAACUGCUUGCAACUCUGGGGCAACAUCACCCAAUGCAAAGGGAGUUUGCAUAAUCCGCUUAAGAGAUUUUAAAAGAAAGUGUUAUCAUUACUUUUUCAGUGAUGGGUCAGAUGUAUCUUAUUUAGAUUAAGGGGGACCUGCUUCCUUGCUCAGCAAGCCCAAGAGCUUGCACAUCCAGCAGACCCACAAACUGCAUCAUGAAGAGAUCAAUCUGUGAUAUUCCGAUUUUAUUUUUGCAGUAAAGUCUCCAACAUCAGGAGUUAGACUACUCACACUGCUCUAUUACAUUUUAGAAUGUUCUGCUUACAUAUUUUUUUUUCUCAUGCCUUUCUCUGCCCCUUGAAAUGCUACUUAUUCUUCAAGAUGGAGCUCAAAUGGCCUCUCAGCUAUUCCUCUCCUAACAACAACAAAAACCAUUAACAGCGAUCUUUCCUAAAGCCUGAAGGAUAAGACUUGGGCAUGUUUAUGAAAUUUAUUAGAAGAUUCUCUAAAGAGUUACCUGUGUUCAGAUUUGAUCUCUUCAUUUUAAGUUUCUUCAAGGCAAACAUUAUAUUGACACAUCAAUUUAUGUAUUUCCAACAAUUGGGAAUAUACAACAAAACUGAAAAAAACUUUUGUCAUUCUCAUGAAAUAAAUAGAAACUGAUUUAUGAUACUUAUAAAUAACAAUUGUCAAUUUUAUGAGUUAACUAUAAAAAAAGAUCCACAGAAACACACUGUAGUCUGUGAAGAAGAGACAAGUGAUUUUGUUGAUGAUAAAAGUCCAAAAAGGUUCUGGUUAGUAAGGUAGAGGUUGGUCAAUUUCCUAGAUGGUUUUUUUCCUGUCUUUGGCAUGUGUCUGUUUAUUAAUACAUAUAUUUAUUUGUUCUUCCCAGUGUUUAAUUAAGAUUCCAAAAUGUACUUCAUUACUAGUCUUAUUUUCCCUAAGAGUUAUGAAAGUUA
This is a messenger RNA of Felis catus (domestic cat), 3010 nucleotides long. It is a transcript of the gene CLN5, whose product is annotated as CLN5 intracellular trafficking protein. The transcript is spliced from 6 exons. Gene Ontology annotation, biological process: lysosome organization. The coding region runs from base 56 to 733 and encodes 225 amino acids. Gene Ontology annotation, cellular component: lysosome; lysosomal membrane. The record is from RefSeq and is a predicted model, not a curated record. Gene Ontology annotation, molecular function: hydrolase activity, acting on glycosyl bonds. NCBI's taxonomy places the organism in Eukaryota, Metazoa, Chordata, Mammalia, Carnivora, Felidae.